GUUUUUGUUAUCGAUUAACUUCAACGGAACGAUAACAGUGCUUUUUGUUGUGGUUCUGCGGUUUUUGUCUUUUAAUUAUUCACGCUUCCUUAUCAGCAAGGGUGAUUUAGUCAUCCUCACAUACCGAGCAUGUGGCGUACAUAGUUUCUAGCUGUCAUCAUGCUCCUCCGACUGCCCAUUGUGGCGGCCCGUAGGAUGUUCAUCAUCCUCGUCCUGAUGGCAAUUGCGGGCUUCUUUUACAUCUACAGCUCGGAAAAUAAAUACUACUCAUGCUUCAUUGAGAGCCAAGUACUGGCAACUCAGCAGGCACUAAUUGCAGAUGGCGAAACGAAUCUCUUGGAGGACGUACUCCAGGCUGAUCCGAAGCCCUCGCCCGGAAGCAGUAUCUUCUUUCACGAGACUAGCUGCCGCCUAUCCGAUAACAGGCAGCUGGAGAUGCUGAGAGUCACCGCCCGCCAGGCUUGCGCAAUCGAGUCAGCGGCGAAGCAUAAUCCGAAUUUCCAAGUGUUCGUCCUGUUCGCCGGCCCCACCUAUCGAAUCUCCAACAACAAUAGCCAACCCCAACCAUUGGUGGAGGCCCUUCUCAGCUACAGCAAUGUGCAUCUACGACGACUGAAUCUCGAAAGCUACGCAUCCGGCACGCCGAUGGAGGAGUGGCUCAAAGACGGCCGCCUGUCGCGUUCAAAGUAUUUGUUUUCCCACAUAUCAGAUUUCCUCCGCUAUCUCACCCUCUAUCGGUACGGCGGUCUUUAUCUGGAUAUGGAUGUGGUGGUGCUGCGCAACAUGGAGAAGGUGCCGCCCAAUUACACAGGUGCUGAGUCCAACACCCAUUUGGCGGCUGGCGUAAUGAACCUGGCAGCCACAGGCUUUGGCCACGAGAUCGCCGCGUCGUGUCUGCGCGAUUUUCAGCACAACUUUAAUGGCAAGGACUGGGGAAAUAAUGGGCCAGGAGUAAUAACCCGUGUGGCUCAGAAGAUAUGUGGCACCAAAGAUAUUUCUCUGAUGCAGGAGGACCCAAAGCGCUGUAUGGGCUUCAAGGUAUUCGGGCGAGGCGCCUUUUACGCCGUACCCUGGAAGCAGUGGAGCGACUUCUUUGAGCCGGAAAAGCUGGAGGAAACCAUGGCCCGCUGCAAGGACUCUUAUGUUGUGCACGUGUGGAACAAACAUUCGAGCAAGCUGCCCAUAAAACAAGGAACAAAGAACGCCUACGCCAUGUAUGCCGAACAAAAUUGCCCGAGGUCGUAUAAGGCGGCGGGCGAAUACUUCUAGUUUUAGUCGUAUAAAGGGUUAUUAUGAUCAUAGUUUUUGUAUAUGAAUGUUUACCGCUGAAAACCAAAGUCAUUGCCCUUUAAAGGUGCCAUUGCAAAAUCCUUCACUACCUUUUUGCUUUUGUGCUGUUCGCAUUCGCAGCUCAAGUCAAACGGAUAAACUUUACAAUUAGUCCGAUUCCAAAUCACACCUGUGUAUGUAUUUCAAUACUGUAAUAUCAUUCGAUCAUAUAAGCAAAUGAACAACAAACAAAGACAUAUGUGCAAUGCUGUAAAAGACAGCUUAGAAUACUAAUUUGAAUCUAUAAUUUAUCUUAAGUGCAAUGUUAACUAAACUCGAAUAAGUUGGAAAAUCUUGUACAUACUUUAAUCCAAGGAACCCAUCAAGUAAAAACACUUAUUUAAGUCAUCACAAACAAA
Messenger RNA from Drosophila santomea, 1688 nucleotides. Its product is annotated as lactosylceramide 4-alpha-galactosyltransferase. The coding region runs from base 160 to 1269 and encodes 369 amino acids. The record is from RefSeq and is a predicted model, not a curated record. The transcript is spliced from 3 exons. Gene Ontology annotation, molecular function: alpha-1,4-N-acetylgalactosaminyltransferase activity. Gene Ontology annotation, biological process: glycosphingolipid biosynthetic process. NCBI's taxonomy places the organism in Eukaryota, Metazoa, Arthropoda, Insecta, Diptera, Drosophilidae.